Staurois parvus is the source of this 324-nucleotide messenger RNA. Lineage: Eukaryota; Metazoa; Chordata; Amphibia; Anura; Ranidae. The record is from the annotation of a GenBank genome assembly.
AUGUGUGUGAAGGGAUGUUUCUGCAAGAAGGGCUUCCUGGCCAAUGAAGUCGGAGGCUGCUGCGUCAAACCAGAGGAGUGCGGAGACUGCACAGGGAACAGAACCUACACCGACUGUGGGAGCGCCUGUCCCCCGACAUGCAGCAAUUGGAGAGAAGAACGGAUGUGCAUCGAUGUAUGUGUCGUCGGCUGUUUCUGUAAGUCCGGAUAUGUGGCCCUGGAUGACGGAGGCAAAUCCCGCUGCGUCCUACCCAAGGAUUGCCCCAAACUAAAAAAAACCAUAAAAGGCAAACCUUAUGCAGAAGAUUAUAGGAUGACAAUAUAA